AUGCUGUCAAUCCUGUGUCUGGCACUGUGCAGCCUGCUGACUGGCACACGAGCUGACCCCGGAGUGCUGCUGCGGUUGGGCAUGGACCUCAUGAACCGCGAGGUCCAGAACGCCAUGGAUGAGAGCCAUAUCCUGGAGAAGAUGGCAGCCGAGGCGGGCAAGAAGCCCAUCAAGGGCAUCACCGAGGUGAAGGUGAAGGAUGUGCUCGUGCCAGUGAUCACUUUGAACCUAGUGCCCGGGGUGGGCAUCUUCCAGUGUGUGUCCACAGGCAUGACCAUCACGGGCAAGAGUUUAAUAGGGGGAAACAUGGAGAUCAUAGUUGUCUUGAACAUCACAGCGACUGACCGGUUUCUGAAGGACGAGGAGACGGGGCUCCCCAUGUUCAAGAGUGAAGGUUGUGAGGUCAUUGUGUCCAGUGUGAAGACCAACCUGCCUAAAAACAUGGUUAAAGUGGUCAGCAAGAUCUUGGACAGCACCCUACACAAAGUUCUCCCUGGCAUGCUGUGUCCAGCCAUUGACGCAGUCCUGGCUUACGUGAACAAGAAGUGGGCCAACCUGAACCUCCCCAUGCCUGUGGGCCAGAUGGGCACUGUCAAAUAUGCCCUGACGUCCAUCCCGACCCCCAUGACCAGCUACAUCCAAGUGGACUUCAGUCCUGAGGUACAGCAGAAGAAGGGCAACGCCAUUAAGCUUGCCGAUUCAGGGGAGGCCCUCGAGUUCCCUGAGAUGUAUGCUGAAGGCUCCUCACAGCUGCUGCUCUCAGCUGCCUUCCUCACAGCAGAGCUUGCCCUUCUGCAGACGUCUUUUGAUGUGAAUAUUAAGAAAACGAAGAUUGGGAAGUUGCGCUCACUAACCACUGCGACAUUGGCCAACUUUAUCCCUGAAGUGUCUGAGACCUAUCCCAAGCCAAAGCCCUUGGUGACGAAGAUCAAGAUAAACAAGCCCCCCAAGGUCACUAUGAAGAAAGGCAAGAGCCUGAUGCACUUCCAUGGCACCCUGGAGAUGUUUGCUACUAAGCGGCGGGGCAAGGCGCCUGCAUCCCUUUUUCUUCUGGAACUUCACUUCAACCUGAAAAUCCAAUUCUCAGUGAGUAAGAACCGGCUGCAGAUGACAACCUCUAUGAACAGCUUACGGACCCUGUCCCGGGAGUCCUCAUCCAUUGGUGCCUUCAGUGAGGAGGAAUUGAGCGACUUCAUCACUGAUUUCCUCCGAGAAGCCUAUGUCCCAGUCGUCAAUGAUGUGCUCCGAGUCGGGCUCCCCCUUCCGGAUUUCCUGAACAUGAAUUACAACCUAGCAGAGCUGGACAUAAUAGAGAAUGCCCUGGUGCUGGACUUGAAGCUAGACUGA
This is a messenger RNA of Talpa occidentalis (Iberian mole), 1347 nucleotides long. RefSeq names its product BPI fold containing family B member 6 (gene BPIFB6). The record is from RefSeq and is a predicted model, not a curated record. Gene Ontology annotation, molecular function: lipid binding. Bases 1 to 1347 code for a protein of 448 amino acids. Lineage: Eukaryota; Metazoa; Chordata; Mammalia; Eulipotyphla; Talpidae. The transcript has 15 exons.